Messenger RNA from Penicillium canescens, 1275 nucleotides. RefSeq lists its product as uncharacterized. The transcript is spliced from 3 exons. The coding region runs from base 1 to 1275 and encodes 424 amino acids. The record is from RefSeq and is a predicted model, not a curated record. Lineage: Eukaryota; Fungi; Ascomycota; Eurotiomycetes; Eurotiales; Aspergillaceae.
AUGACCUGCCCAGGUGAGGAGGGUACACCAUUGCCCUAUACCGCAUCACCUGCGAGAUUACUAUGGAGCGACUUGGUUCUCUUCGUCGACAAGAUCUGGGCGCUACCAGGGAUCUUCCUGCCCCUGCAUCUAGGUCGCACCGGUCCGUGGGAUGAGUUCUAUCCGUCGUUGCGCAACGGGUUCAUUGUGGUGAUACACAUAUUUCUUAUGAUUUACCAGGUUGCGAUUCUGGUAUCGCUGCCAGUCAUGUUCCUAUUCAUGAUCCCCGCUCUUUGGAUUCUGGCGUAUUUCACUGGUGCACUGUUAAUCAACUAUGUGAUUGUCAUGGUUGGGCUGAAUGGUUUUCGGCGAAUUCUGGUGUCACAAGUGCCUGUGGCUGAACGGCCGUGUCAUGACCGGGAGUGUUGGUUCUACAUAAAUGGGAUUGCAGCUGGAUGUCGAUGGGCUCAGAUGAAUGUUGAUCAACUAUCCAGCACCUUUGGGAGAAGGAUAAUCGGUAUACAUAACCGCACCGCCGGUAUUGUCUUUGAUAUGAUUGAGUGUCUCAUUCAGCGAGACUUUUCCUAUGCCACGGGUGAUAUCCGAGACUCAUAUGCCUUGAUAAAGCAGGCUUUGUUAAACCCGGAAUGUGACAAAGUGGUCCUGCUUCUUCACAGCCAAGGCGGCAUCGAAGGAGGACUCGUCAUGGAUUGGCUUUUGGAUGAAUUGCCCCAUGAUCUCCUCUGUCGGUUAGAGAUUUUCACAUUUGGAUCUGCUGCAAAUCACUUCAACGCUCCCCGGUGGACGAAGUUGGCAAGGCCUGACAUAGACUCAACGACCGAUCUUGCGCAUCAACAUGGAAACCCAGUCGGCUACAUUGAACACUACGCUAAUGCAGCUGAUAUUGUGGCCUUGGGAGGCGUGCUUCACUUCGCGGACAUUCCAAAUCGAUUCAUGGGCCGCUUGUUUGUUCGUCCAAGCUCGGGUCAUCUACUAAAUCAGCAUUACUUGGACAACAUGUUUACCCUGGGCCCUGAUCACAGAGUGCUUGAGUCUAACCAGUUCAUGGAUAUGGAGGUCGAGCCAUGUGCCUCUGGGAUCAAUUCAUACCCUGAUUCUUCGCAUAGAGUCAAGUAUCGACCUAUAGCCCGAGACAAGGGUUUCCUUACUGCAUUGAGCCAGCAAAUGCAAACAAACGGCAUAGACGGAGUACUUCGUGUGAAGGAUUUUAGCCGGCUUUGGCAGUACAGAAAUGGAGAAUCGCCUGAAGGACUUACAUAUACGCAGAAACACUGA